GCCAGGCUGUCUCUGCCUUUUUCACAGUGGUGUCCCGACUCCCAGAAGAGCACUUUACACAAAGUAGGUGCUCAAUAGGCAAAUAUGUUUAAGAUUUAAUAUUAAGCUGAAUCAGGAAAGUUAAACUCUGUUCCCGAAAGAAAAUUCUUGUUCCCAAAGUCCAUGGUAUCAAUACCAGAAGUCUGUGAAAUCUGAAAGCUGAGAGGGGAGGGCAGCAUCAGGCACCACAAAGUUGACAAGUUGCCAACAUGGUAGCUAAUCAUGACCUUAUGGGUGAAAAGUAAGCGUAGGAAGAAACAUACUUACUGGCUUGUUAUGAAAGCAAUUUGUGUGAAAUGGUAAGAUGUUCUUUGUUUUAGCUGGCUUCAUGAUCAUGGAAAGAGUCAACCAAACCAGCAGUGUUUCUGAGUUCAUCCUCCUGGGACUCUCCUCCCGGCCUGGGGACCAGAAGCCACUCUUUAUCCUCUUCCUCACCAUGUACCUGGUCACCAUAACAGGGAACCUGCUCAUCAUCCUCGCCAUCCACUCUGACCCCCAGCUCCAGACCCCCAUGUAUUUCUUCCUGAGUUUCCUGUCCUUCACUGACAUUUGCUUUACAACAACCAUUGUCCCCAGGAUGCUAGUGAACUUCCUGUCAGAAAAGACCAUCUCCUAUGCUGAGUGCCUGACACAGAUGUAUUUUAUUUACGUUCUGGCCAACACUGACAGCUUCCUCCUGGUGGUCAUGGCCUUUGACCGCUAUGUGGCCAUCUGUGACCCCUUCCACUAUGUCACCACCAUGAACCACCACCGCUGUGUCCUGCUGGUGGCCUUUUCCUGCACAUUUCCUCACUUCCACUCACUCCUACACACACUGCUACUGAAUCGUCUCACCUUCUGUGACAACAAUGUUAUCCAUCACUUCCUCUGUGACAUCAACCCUCUGCUGAAAUUGUCCUGCUCCUCCACAUUUCUCAAUGAAAUCGUGAUAAUGUCAGAAGGUUCUGUUGUUUUGGUGACCCCCUUUGUGUGCAUCACCUUCUCUUAUAUACGAAUCCUCAUCACAGUUCUCAAGAUCCCCUCAGCUGCUGGGAAACGCAAAGCCUUCUCCACCUGUGGCUCUCACCUCACUGUGGUAACCCUCUUUUAUGGAAGCAUCUUCUAUGUCUAUUUACAGCCCCUGUCCAACUACACUGUGAGAGAUCGUGUGGCAACAAUUGUCUACACACUUCUUACCUCCAUGCUGAACCCUUUUAUCUAUAGCCUGAGAAACAAAGACCUGAAACAGGGCCUGAGGAAACUGAUGGGCAGGAGGAAGUCCUAGCCAGAACCUCUGGGAGCAUGUUCAUGAAUGUCUCUUCUCCUUUGGACCCUGUUUCUGCUGGUCAGCAGGGAUAAUUCAUAUGUGUCAUGGAUGUUGGAUUGUAUCCAUUUCUUUGCAUAUGCAACCAUCUUCCACUGAGAUCAUUAUGAUUCAAUAAUUGGCUCAAGGUCUACCAAAAUCUUGGCUUCCAGUUUUCACAUUUCUACCUCUCUCUACUUCCUCUUCUCCAGGAAACAAUAUCUUUUUUCAUUCCCUUUAAGUACAGUUGAAACCUGUUUCCACAUAAAUUCCUGGAACUAAUUCAUAUCGGUUCAAGGACUUUGAUUCCCUUAGUAUCCUUCUUACUUUAAUGAACUUCUGUAAUCAGUUUUGCUAGCUUUUUGAAAAUAAUUACAGAAAUUUAGGGAGAGAAAGAGAGAGAGAUACAGAGAUAGAUUGAAAAUUUCAUCAAUUGGAAACUUUCACCAAAGCAAAGAAGGUGUCUGGCCCAUCAGUUUAUGCAGGGAUUUUGCUCUUCCUUCUUCUCUAUCAUUGACAGCAGGAUAUUCCAGAAUAUUCUGGGCACUGUAGGAACACAGGCCCAUCUCUUAGCCCUGAUUAGCUAAAUGACUUAGUAGUUCAGCACACAACUGAACCAAUGAUCAGGCCAGCAUGCAGCGGGGAGUUGCCUCUGGGUCUUUACCCUGGUCAUCUGUUGUCUGUCCCUCAUAGGCACUCACUCCCCUUGAGCCCUCUCUUGGCUUCAACUCCUCUUACAGACCCCUCUAUUUCUACCAUCACUACCCCUCUGAAAUCUGCCUGGUUCUCAAGGAAAGAUUUGUUGUAUGUACUUAGAUUAUCUUCCAUAUUUUUUGAAGAGAGAGUUAAAACCCGUAUAUGAACGUUGAAGGCAGAUAUAACUAGGAGAUUCCAGAACCAAACAUAGAGGCUCUGGGAUGUAGAGUCAUCCAGUGCUACAGGCAAUGACUUGAUUCUGUUUACUUUUCUUUUCAUUCUUUAUUCUCUAUUAUUCUUUCAGGGAUUGUAGACUCUGCAGUAUUUUGUAUCUUAAUAUUUUUGCCACUUACUGUUCUAUAUCAUUUCCAAAGAUAUUACUCAGCAGGUCUCACAUGGGGGCCUGUGAACCUGGAUUUUAAUAAGCACCCCAUAGAGAAAACUAACUUGGCCUUAUGUGAGCAGCUGAAUGUUUGAAAAUUUCUGAUCUUUCAUUGUCUCGAUGUUUGUAUUUCUAAGACUCAUGUCCGAUAGUAAUAGUAUAUCAAGUUAUCAAGCUACAUGUACACAGACACUCAUUGAUUACAGCAUUGUUUGUAAUAGUGAAAAAUUAGAAACAACCUAAAUGCCCAUCAAUAGGAGAAUAGACAAAUAAUGGUUCAAUUUUCCCAUAGAAAGAAAUAAUAUAUAGUAAUUAUAAAUAAUAAGGUGUAUCUCUACCACUGCCCUGAAUAGCCAUUAUGAGUGAAGUUGCAAAAUAAAAUGCUUAAGAAUAAACCCAAUUGGGGGUCCUGGGUGACUCGGUUGGCUAAGCAUCUAACUUUGGUUCAGGUCACGAUCACACAGUGUGUGAG
Messenger RNA from Felis catus (domestic cat), 2871 nucleotides. RefSeq names its product olfactory receptor 1L8-like. The coding region runs from base 344 to 1303 and encodes 319 amino acids. Gene Ontology annotation, biological process: G protein-coupled receptor signaling pathway. The record is from RefSeq and is a predicted model, not a curated record. Gene Ontology annotation, molecular function: olfactory receptor activity; G protein-coupled receptor activity. Gene Ontology annotation, cellular component: membrane. NCBI's taxonomy places the organism in Eukaryota, Metazoa, Chordata, Mammalia, Carnivora, Felidae. The transcript has a single exon.